AUGACACAGUCAGGCCCUCAGCGUCCUCCCUCGCCUGGCGAUAAGCGCAAGCGCGACGAAGUUCAGGACAUAGAUAAUGCUUCGCAUACCGAAGGCGAGCCUCAAUCAAAUGGCAAGAGUGAACGUAGCAAAAGGCAAAAGGUCAUUGGGCCAACAUUGCCCCCCAAUCUCGGAGAAGUUGAGGACAGCGACAGCAGUGAUAGCGAGAGCGAUGACGGUUACGGACCGUCGUUGCCCCCAGGAGAUACAGAUGUGACUGUAAAAGCAGAUAUCGAGGAAAAAGGCCAGAAGGAUUCAGCAGAGGAGAAACCAAAGUCUACUCAAAGAGAUGAUUGGAUGCUUCACCCACCAGAACAUGGAGACUGGUCGUCGCGUGUCGAUCCAACAAAGAUCCGCAAUCGGAAAUUCAAUACGGGCAGGAGUGCGGCACCGAAGACUUCGUCUGGCAUAGGCACUUGGACUGAGACGGCUGAGGACAAGCGAAAACGGUUAGAGGCUGAGGUUAUGGGCAUACAAGCCCCAGCGAAUUCAACAGCCGUGCCGACAGUACCAAGCUCCGAGCAUGACGAUGCGAUGGCAAAACGGGUACGAGAAUACAAUGAGAAGAAGCGGAGUAAGACACUCUACGCGCAACAUCAAGCUCGGCCCUCGAAGGGAGAGGAGGAGGAUGACCCAAGUGCCCGUCCAUUCGAUAAAGAGAAGGAUAUUCGAGGCCCAACAAAGAUCAACCACGCUCAAAGACGAGAGUUGCUCAACCGCUCCUCUGAUUUCAACACCCGAUUUUCUGGUGGGAAAUUUUUGUAG
Molecule: messenger RNA, 804 nt
Organism: Histoplasma capsulatum G186AR
Lineage: Eukaryota; Fungi; Ascomycota; Eurotiomycetes; Onygenales; Ajellomycetaceae
Exons: 2
Coding region: 1-804 (267 amino acids)
Source: RefSeq, a predicted model, not a curated record